AUGGAGUCGAAGCUUCAGUCGCUAAAGGUGGCCGAGUUGAAGGCGUUGUUGACGUCGGCGGGGCUUGCUGUUUCGGGCAACAAGCCUGAUUUGAUUCAGAGGCUGUUGGAGAAUCCUGCUGCGACGGCCUCGCUCGGCGGAGGAGGAGCGGAGGAGUCACCGGCGGCACCAACACCCGCCCUAGCACCUGCAACAGCACCGGCACCGGCAGUUGCGCCACCAACCACAGCUCCGCAGCCGGUUGCAUCGACGCCUACUCCCGCACCAGCUCCAGCGUCCGCUGCUGCUCCCGCUGCUGCAGCGACGUCGAUCAGCGACGUCGAAGCCGCACGGCCUUCAGAGGAAGAGCGUCGCCAGCAGCUGAUCGCCGAGUUGGAGAAACGCAAGGCACGAGCGGCCAAGUUUGGCCAACCUCUAGGCGAGGUCGAGCGCAAACUCGAAAGAGCGAUCAAGUUCGGCCUCGACCCAACGGAAGAAGCCAAUGUCGCCAAACUCGGUCAAGCGCUCGGCACCAAAGCAUCCAAACCCAAAGCCUCUGCAGCACCCACAGCAUCAGCAACAACAACAACAGCAGCAGCAGCAGCGUCCAAGAAGGAGAGCAAGCCAAAGGAGACAGAAGAGCAGAAGCAGGCGCGUCUGGCCGAACUCGAGGCGGAGAAGGAGAAGGCCAGGAAGCGUGCGGAGAGGUUUGGGCUGGUGAGCAAGGAUACGCCUACGCCCGAGGAGGCUGAGAAGAAGAGGAAGCGCGAGAACCGGUUUGGCGCGAGUAACGGGGAGGAGAAGAAGUUCAAGACUUGA
Messenger RNA from Sporisorium graminicola, 798 nucleotides. RefSeq lists its product as uncharacterized. NCBI's taxonomy places the organism in Eukaryota, Fungi, Basidiomycota, Ustilaginomycetes, Ustilaginales, Ustilaginaceae. The record is from RefSeq and is a predicted model, not a curated record. Bases 1 to 798 code for a protein of 265 amino acids. Gene Ontology annotation, biological process: poly(A)+ mRNA export from nucleus. Gene Ontology annotation, cellular component: nucleus. The transcript has a single exon.